Messenger RNA from Notechis scutatus (mainland tiger snake), 3072 nucleotides. The record is from RefSeq and is a predicted model, not a curated record. NCBI's taxonomy places the organism in Eukaryota, Metazoa, Chordata, Lepidosauria, Squamata, Elapidae.
CACAGGACCGCUGGGGUCUCUUUUUUCCCCGCCCUCUUCCCCACGCAUCCUUUCUCGUGGUCAGAGAGCCGGGAAGCGGCGCGCCUCCUUCUCCAUCCUCCCGGGCCAGCUUUUUGGAGGUUGCCUUCUUCUCGGGGCUGCUAUCCGGCGAAGCCGCCUGGGACACCCACCCGCCUCCCUCUCAUUGCAGGAUGAUUGCCGCUCAGCUGCUGGCCUAUUACUUCACCGAGUUAAAGGAUGACCAGGUCAAAAAGAUUGAUAAAUAUUUAUAUGCCAUGCGGCUGUCAGAUGAAACUUUGAUGGAUGUUAUGGGUCGCUUCAGGACUGAAAUGAAGAAUGGCCUCUCUAGGGAUUUUAACCCAACGGCCAGUGUAAAGAUGCUGCCUACCUUUGUAAGAUCUAUUCCCGAUGGCUCAGAGAAAGGAGAUUUCAUUGCUCUGGAUCUUGGUGGGUCUUUCUUCCGAAUUUUGAGAGUAAAAGUCUCGCGUGAGAAAAAGCAGAUGGUGCAAAUGGAAACGGAGAUUUAUGAAACGCCUGAAGAUAUUAUGCACGGCAGUGGAACACGGCUUUUUGAUCAUGUUGCUGAAUGCCUGGGAGACUUUAUGGAGAAACAAGAAAUUAAGGACAAGAAAUUACCUGUUGGGUUCACAUUUUCAUUCCCAUGUAGGCAAUCUAAACUAGAUGAGGGUGUUCUGAUUACCUGGACAAAACGUUUCAAAGCAAGUGGUGUUGAAGGAGCUGAUGUAGUGAAUCUCUUAAACAAAGCCAUUAAGAAACGUGGGGAUUAUGAUGCGGACAUCAUGGCAGUGGUUAAUGACACUGUUGGGACAAUGAUGACCUGCGGAUUUGAUGACCAGCGUUGCGAAGUUGGCUUAAUUAUCGGUACUGGUACAAAUGCCUGUUAUAUGGAGGAAAUGAGGCAUAUUGAUCUGGUGGAAGGGGAUGAAGGCCGCAUGUGCAUCAACACGGAAUGGGGUGCAUUUGGAGAUGAUGGUUUAUUAGAAGACAUCCGGACUGAAUUUGACAGAGAGAUUGAUCGAGGUUCCCUUAAUCCUGGGAAGCAACUAUUUGAGAAGAUGGUCAGUGGAAUGUACAUGGGUGAACUUGUCAGGCUAAUCCUUGUCAAAAUGGCCAAAGAAGGUCUCCUUUUUGAGGGGCAAAUCACUCCUGAACUUUUGACCAAAGGGAAAUUGGAAACUAAGGAUGUUUCUGCCAUAGAGAAGAGCAAGGAAGGUUUGCAUAAAACCAAAGACAUACUGACACGUCUUGGGGUUGAACCCUCCCACGAAGACUGCAUCGCUGUCCAGCAUGUGUGCACCAUUGUGUCGUUCCGCUCCGCGAACUUGGUGGCAAGUACUCUGGGUGCUAUCCUGAAUCAGCUGCGGGACAAUAAAGGAGUUGGCCGGUUGCGCACCACGGUGGGAGUGGACGGAUCCCUUUACAAGAUGCAUCCGCAAUACGCCAGGCGCCUGCACAAAACGAUGCGACGCUUAGUGCCUGAUUCCGAUGUGCGUUUUUUGCUCUCUGAGAGUGGCAGCGGGAAGGGGGCGGCCUUCGUGACCGCAGUAGCUUAUCGGCUAGCGGAGCAGCACCGGUUGAUUGCCGAGACCCUGGCAGAAUUCAAGCUCACCAACGAACAGCUGCUUCAGGUGAAGAAGCGGAUGAGGAUUGAGAUGGAGGCCGGCCUCAAGAAGAAGUCACAUGACCACGCCAAGGUCAAGAUGCUGCCCACCUUCGUCCGCAGCACCCCUGACGGGACAGAGAAUGGAGACUUCCUGGCUCUGGAUCUUGGUGGGACAAACUUCCGUGUUUUGCUGGUGAAGAUCCGAAGUGGUAAAAGAAGGAUGGUGGAAAUGCACAAUAAAAUAUAUUCAAUCCCUGUAGAGGUUAUGCAGGGGACGGGAGAAGAGCUGUUCGAUCACAUUGUCACCUGCAUUUCGGACUUCUUGGAUUACAUGGGAAUAAAAGGAGCUUGCCUUCCGCUGGGCUUCACCUUUUCUUUUCCCUGCAAACAGAACAGCCUAGAUUGUGGUAUCCUUUUGAAUUGGACCAAAGGUUUUAAGGCUACUGACUGCGAAGGAGAGGAUGUUGUUAAUUUGCUAAGAGAUGGAAUUAAAAGAAGAGAGGAAUUUGAACUGGAUGUUGUGGCUGUAGUGAAUGAUACAGUUGGAACUAUGAUGACUUGUGCCUACGAAGAUCCAAAUUGUGAAAUAGGACUCAUUGUGGGAACUGGGAGCAAUGCCUGCUACAUGGAGGAAGCCAGAAAUAUUGAAAUGGUGGAAGGAGACCAGGGCAGGAUGUGUGUGAACAUGGAAUGGGGUGCCUUUGGGGACAACGGAUGCCUAGAUGACAUCAGGACGAUCUAUGACAAAGCUGUGGAUGAGUUUUCGUUAAAUAGUGGCAAGCAAAGGUAUGAGAAGAUGAUCAGUGGAAUGUAUUUAGGGGAAAUUGUCCGUAAUAUUUUGAUUGACUUCACAAAAAGAGGAUUCCUUUUCAGAGGUCAAAUUUCAGAAACACUGAAAACUAGGGGCAUUUUUGAAACCAAGUUUCUUUCACAGAUUGAGAGCGAUAGGUUAGCGUUGCUUCAGGUCCGUACUAUUCUCCAGCAGCUUGGCCUGAACAGCACUUGCGAUGACAGUAUAAUUGUGAAGACAGUAUGUGGAGCUGUGUCGCGGAGGGCAGCUCAGCUGUGUGGCGCUGGAAUGGCUGCUGUUGUGGACAAAAUAAGGGAGAACAGAGGCUUGGAGCAUCUGGAUAUAACCGUGGGCGUAGAUGGCACACUAUACAAACUUCAUCCACACUUUUCAAAGGUCAUGCACAAAACGGUAGAGGAGCUGGCGCCCAAAUGCAACGUGACAUUCCUGCUUUCGGAAGACGGCAGCGGCAAAGGAGCCGCCCUCAUCACUGCGGUGGGAUGCCGACUGCGUGACGCUGAGCACAACUGAACUCUGCUCAGCCCUGGGGCUGCUUAUGACUUCCAAGCACUUUCUUGACAAGCAGCAGUUCUGUAGCCUGAACUGGCAGGGAAGAGCCCAGAACUCGCUGCUUGGUGGAAGGGUUGGGGUUUAAGGA